Messenger RNA from Thermothelomyces thermophilus ATCC 42464, 2830 nucleotides. RefSeq lists its product as uncharacterized. The record is from RefSeq and is a predicted model, not a curated record. Bases 136 to 2472 code for a protein of 778 amino acids. Gene Ontology annotation, cellular component: nucleus; chromosome, centromeric region. Gene Ontology annotation, biological process: meiotic chromosome segregation. The transcript has 3 exons. NCBI's taxonomy places the organism in Eukaryota, Fungi, Ascomycota, Sordariomycetes, Sordariales, Chaetomiaceae.
CAUGCCUAACCAGCGUUUCGCGCAAGGUUCAAUUCACCGCGUCGCCGCAUCGCUGCAUCUUGAAAAUCAACGCCGAUACGCGUCGUGGCUCCCCAGCGAUUGGUUUUCCGAGAUUUUUCUCUGCCAUCAUGAACGAUGGCGCGACUCAACGAAGCACCCGUGCCAGCCGAGAGUCAUCUCGAGAUACUACGUAGGAAGUUUCUGCGCCAAAACCGCGACAUCGCAAAAAUCAAUUCCGACCAGUCGCAAAAGAUUAGGCGGCUCGAGAACGACUGCGCCCGCUUGCUGUCCGAGAACCUCGAGCUCCGCAGCCAGAUUCUGCGACUGGAGAAGCAAUUAGAGGAUAACAGCGCGCGAAGAAUAGCAGAUCAUGCGCUGGAAGUCAAAGCAAAGUUGGAAGCCCAGCUGUCCGAGUUCGCGGCGUUGCUCGGGAGUUUGGGGGUAGAACCACCCUCGAAGAGACGGUCUUCUGGAGACCGGACACUCCCGAAAUCCCGGCAGAGCAUGGCUAGGAGCCCACCGCAAAGAAGGCGGCGCAAUACGUCCAUCGAUUUGGAGGCGCUUGCUGAGAUGGAGGGGAGGCUGCCGCCUAUCUACGAGAACAAGACUUAUCCACGGGCUACCAUGGGCAGUGACGAGAUCAUGGCUUUGUGCGCUGCUGCCGAGGAUAACAACGACAAUGACUCAUCUGACCUGGGACCGCUGCCGGUAUCGCGCUACAUUGAGGACAACUCGGCGACGAACUCCCCGACAAAGGCAAUCGAGACACACGCACCUGAAAGCCCGAUGCAACCCGUGACGGAUUCGUUGCACUCACAGCUUGAUCAGGUUGGACAGCCACCCGAAAGCCCAGAGCCAGAAAAGGAGACAGACGAUGUUGCAAUCGAGGAGGCAAGCCCGAUUGAGCAGGCUGCUCCUGAGGAGAGUGCGGCACCAGAGCCUUCACCGCAACCAGCGAGACCAGGUGUAAAGCGGAAAUACGGCGACGAAGAUGGGACUAUACAAAGCGUCACACCCGUUGUUGCUGGGAAAGAGAAUGAUGUUCCCACUGAAAAGUCGUUCCCCGCUCGCGCCGGCCCCAAGAGGAGGAGCCUUGCAGACCUAGCGAGUGUCAAGCCGGAGAAGAAGAGCGCGAGAGCACCACUUUCUGCAAAGAGGACGCCACUUGCUGCGAAGAGCACCAACGAGGAUAUGUCCUCACCCAGGAAAGCAAUCAAGGCCACGCCUCUGAAGGAUGCCAAGAAGGAACGCCAACGGAUUCCAGGAGAUACAGCUAUGCAAGACGAGGGCAAUGCGCCGAAGCCCCCGGUUGAGAUUGUGAUUCCCGCCGACCAUAGUCUCCUCGAAUCUGCGACCUCACUGCCCUCGGAGAAUCCGAGUUCUCCGACUACCCCCCCUCGAUCGGCGCAGAGGGAGAUGUUGCACGACACUCCACCACCAGCUGACAUAUCCUCCACUGGUGAGACGACUCGUCCAACCCGGCGCGCAAGAGCUCCUAUCAGUUACGCCGAGCCAAAUCUCAGAGACAAGAUGCGGCGGCCGACGAAGGAGCUUUUCGACGCCGUCACCGGAGAGGGCAAGUAUGCUCAUCGGAUAGCACUGCAGUUGAAGUCGGAUGGUCACCAAUCGGCACCGACGUCCGUUAGCAAGGCGAAGAUGGAACCGGGAAGUUCGACGGGCAGCAGCAGCAAGACAAGCUCCUUUUCCGACCGAGCACCUACGGCUCAACAAGCAGCACUCUUGAGCCCCUUGGCGCAGAAAGAUGCUCUUCCCGACUCCUUGCAGAGCACGGUAGUAAUGGAGAGGCGUAAGCGGACGUCAGCGGCGGCGGGCGGCAACAGGACAUCUCUUGCUGCCCAAGAGAAGCCAGACAGCGCGAGCAGGGAGCCAAGCCCAGCGAUCGUAGUAGGACAUCCCGAAGGCGGCACGCAAACGAGCAACAGUCGACGAAGAACUAGCGUCGCGAAGGCCAACAACGACAAUCAACAAUCACGGUCUCCUCCGCCGGCCGCAGAAGUAGACAUCUACGAUUUCACCGCCUCUUCUCCCGCCAUUCCCUCUUCGAAAGCACCCGUGCCCGACACGAGCAGCCAACUGAAAUCCACCUCUUCCCAUCCCGCCAUCACGACCCAAAUCGGCAAUCCUCCCGGAUCAAGAUUGCGAACAGCGCGAAAAUCAUCAAUGGCGGCCGCCGCCGCCCUCCGCGAGCUUCUAGACGAGGAAGAAAACGAGGCCGAAUCAGAACCUCAACGGCAGUCAGCACCUCCCAGGUCGCGGACAGCACAUGGCGGGAGGAAACGGGCGUCAAUGCUGGUGCCGAAGAAGACCUCGAUGCUGCUGGAGGAGGGUUUAGAGGAUGACUCGGAAGCGGCGGAUGCUGAUACCAGCGGUACCUCGGCUGAAGGCGACAUCGGGAGCGGUAGCGGGAUCGGGGGCGGAAGGAUUUCGAGGCGGAGGAGUAUGAUGUUGUGAUGUUUUACACCUCUUUCGGUGAUGGUUGUUCGUGUUGAUGGUGAUGAUCUGCACUUGUUUUGUACAGCACAGCGUCAGGCGUUGGUCUUCUUCGGUUGGGGCGGAUUGUUGGCUCGGACCAGCGUGCUAGGUCCCUAGCUACGGAGGUGUUUGGGUAUGUUUCGUCGUCCGGACCGAAUACCAAGUUUUUUUUUUUGCAACAGACAAGCACCGCAAAGAGCGGAUCAGUGUAGUGUUGGCUGGCCUUGUUCUGCCAAUACUCAGUCCGAGGAGUUUGGAUGAUUUGAUACCGCUCUGUUGCUGAUCAUACCAAUAAGAAAACAGUCUCCUGUGCUCCGUGAACUGAUUUCGAGACCCC